UCACUAUUACAUUUUUUUUCAACUUCAAGGAUUAAAGAAGUUACAAAACAUGUUAUAAAACUUUGAAUAAAUUAGCAAAUCGGGUUUGAUACAUUGUUUCAAGUAGUUGUGGAAUUUAUCUUAUAAUUACAUAGAGUACUGAUAAAAUUGUGCGCGUGGCUGAAUCGUGCUUAUCUUUUAUAGUUGUUUGUUUGCUUGUCUUCGAGUGAACUUCGAAUGCCCUCGCCCGACCUCUCAGUUCCUCGGCCCGCUUAUCAUUAUCAGUGUGCAUAAAAUGAGACGACAGAAGGUUCAUACAGAAAAGUGCCCGUUUGUGUAAUAUAAGUAAACAUGGCCCAAACAAUGAUGAGAAAAUUUGUACUGAGUGGAACAUGUGUUGGGUUGGGAAUAAUAAGACGAAGCAGCUCACGCUGUCUUGUUACAAGCAGCAACAAUGUAAGUAUGAAAAAGAAAGAGAGAGUGCUACCAGAGGAGGGAGAGAUAACAAAAUCAGUUUUUAUGUCUCAAUCCACUGACAUAUACACCAAUUUGGCUCUUGAAGACUGGAUGUACCGGAACAUGGACUUUACCAACCAUCAUGUCAUGAUGGUAUGGAGGAAUGAGCCUUGUGUUGUUAUCGGUCGUCAUCAGAAUCCGUGGCUUGAAGCAAACAUUUCUCAUUUAACAGAGAAAGAUAUAUCUCUAGCCCGCCGCAACAGUGGAGGAGGUACUGUCUAUCAUGACCGUGGAAACCUCAACAUUACCUUUUUCACUUCUCGGGAAAGAUAUGACAGAAAGUACAACUUGGAACUAAUCAAAAGAGCAUUAUUCAGAGGAUUUGGAAUCAAAUCUAUUAUUAAUAAACGUGAUGACAUCGUUGUUCGAGAUAAUUAUAAAAUUUCUGGAACAGCUGCAAAAUUGGGUCGUUUAACAGCAUAUCAUCAUUGUACACUUCUAGUCAACGCAAACAAGGCAGAUCUCAGCAAAGCCCUGGCAAAAAGAGAGCAUGGCAUACAGACAAAGGCGACGGAGUCAACGCGCUCUGCGGUGGCCAACCUGGCAGACAUCGACCACAAGGUGACCGUGGAAAGUCUGCAGACUGCUGUAGGAUACGAGUAUCUCCGUACCCCAGCUCUGCACAUCGAAGAUGGUGGACAAGGCAUGAUCAUGAAACAGAGAGGCUUCCAGUUUGUGAACCCUACCGAUAAUUGGUUCCCAGGUCUUGAUGAACUAAAGCAAGAACUGCAAAGUUGGGACUGGUGUUUUGGUCGAACACCAGUUUUCACAGUGAGUCGCACUUUCCCCGUGCCGGCGGAGCUCCUUGCCCCUUCGAAGGUAUACACAGCCACGCAGGAGCUGGUCAUCAACAUGACGGUGGAGAAAGGGUUGAUUGAUGACGUCACUCUAUCUAUCCCUCCGGGACUCAUCGAGUCGGGUUUCCAUGGAGAGGCUUCAGUGAUAACACAUUUGAAAGGCAAGAGAUUCACUUCGGAAGCACUGAACGCUCUGCAAGACGCAAUGCUUACUCGCCAUCUUAAUAGCGAUGUCAAAAAGUUGGACGAAAAGGAACAAUUUGUCGCUAAAUGUUUCGAUCAAGUUGUCAAUACUAUUUAGAUUUAAAAUUUUACAUUGUAUAUAAUCAAAGUGGUGUUUUGUAAAAUUAGUUAAUAUGCUAUAUUUCAUGUAAAAUUAUUUUCAUUGGAUAUGUAAAUAUAUAUAGAUAAGUUUGUGACCGGCGUUAUAUUUUUUUGGUGGAAAUUAUUUGCACAAUAAUAUAUAACUACAUCUUAACUUGUAUAUUAACAAAGUUUAAGCUUUCAGAUCUUACUAACAUUAGUUUUUGGUGUAAAAUGUGCUUUGGUUAUUUCUCUUUCGUUUGUAAUCAUGUUUAAUUGUAAUAUUAAUUUUAGUUUUACUUAUUAGUAUUGCGAAUAUGAAGUAUUGUUAUUUUAAAUGUUUUCAAAUAAAAGAAAUAUACAUUAAUACUUUGAAAUGAUUCAAUAACACCGUAACAUCUAUCUGUAUUUUCAUCAAGUCGCCAAUAGCCUAAUGGUUAAAGGUACGGACUAUGAUUCAUAGUAGUGGGUUCUAAUCUAUCUAUUCGAAUAUUUUCAUGAACGAUAUCCUAGCCUCUAACUUUUUUAGAAUGGUUAUUGAUAGUAAAAAUCUUUUUUUUUUGUUAAAUGUGAAUUAAAUAUCAUAGUCGUUAAUAUAAUAAUAGCAUUUAAAGUAACAAUAUUGAUUUUGCGUCAGUAAUAAACUAUGCGUGUUGCACAUUGGUGCUGAUCGCCACAAGAAUGCAUCAUAUCAUUUGUUUUUAAUUAAUUAAAUUGUAUUGUUUUAAUUGGCAUUUGCCAAUAUAUUUUUUUUACUGAACAUUCAUAGUACGUAGCUUUUUAACAUACAAUAAUCAUACUUUUACUUAAGAACUUAUUUUAGUAGCCUGAAAGCCAUUUCAUUAUCU
Molecule: messenger RNA, 2443 nt
Organism: Papilio xuthus (Asian swallowtail)
Lineage: Eukaryota; Metazoa; Arthropoda; Insecta; Lepidoptera; Papilionidae
Gene: Lipt1
Product: Lipoyltransferase 1
Exons: 5
Coding region: 331-1593 (420 amino acids)
Biological process (GO): protein lipoylation
Cellular component (GO): cytoplasm; mitochondrion
Molecular function (GO): lipoyltransferase activity
Source: RefSeq, a predicted model, not a curated record